ACGGAGGCUGCUUCUGUCAACAGUAACGUCAACGCCGUGCGCUUGUCACCUCGUGCCAUUGAUGUUUUUGCGUUUGUGGCAUUCUCAAUUUUGCAAGUCUAAAUUUUCUGUGAUCGUGAACGCAUCACGGCGACACCAGCGAAGCAAUAUAUUGCCUUCCAGGAGCCUCAGGUCUGAUAUAGGUGGCAAAACUAAAUUCGCAAAAAUGAAGGAAUCGCUCGUGCAGUAUUUGGAGACUCCAGACAAAUCGGAGAAUGAUAAGAAAGAGUACAGGAUGCUUAAGCUGCCGAAUGGGUUGACGGCUAUGCUAGUUUCGGACCCUUCGCCUGUCCCAGACGAUGGAAGCAGCAUUCCCAGCAUGUGCUCAACCGACAGCGAGGACGAAACCUCGAGUGACGAGGAAGAGUGUGAGUCAACCGAAACGGAAUCUGAGACUUCAAGCGAUGAUUAUGAAAGCGAAGAGGGCGACGAGAAGUUAGCAGCUUGCGCUCUGAUGGUCAGUGUAGGAUCAUUCAGCGAUCCACCAGAUGUGCAAGGGUUAGCCCACUUUCUGGAACAUAUGAUAUUUAUGGGAUCCACUAAGUACCCCUCGGAAAACGCAUUCGACUCGUAUAUAAAGAAGUGCGGUGGAUUCGACAACGCCGACACAGACUGCGAGGAGACUUCUUUCUACUUCGAAAUUGCUGAGAAAUAUCUGGACGGGGCGAUGGAUAGAUUUGCACAAUUGUUCACUGAGCCACUUAUGAAAAAAGAUGCGAUGGCACGAGAACGUGAGGCAAUCGAGUCUGAAUUCCAAUCGAAAAUGCAAGAUGACGACAUCAGACGGGACCAAUUGUUAGCAAAUUUAGGUCAGACAGGACAUCCAUGCAAUGAGUUUUCUUGGGGAAACUUGAAGACUCUUAAGGAAAACAUUUCGGACGACGAUCUUUAUGUGAAAGUCCACGAAUUUCGCAAAAGACAUUAUUCGGCACACCGGAUGUAUCUUUGUGUUCAGGCACGGCUCCCUCUUGAUACGCUAGAGGAGCUAGUGAUCAAGAAUUUCUCGGAUAUCCCAAAUAAUGGGCUCCCUGGUGACGAUUACUCGGCAUUCACCCAUAAAAAUGCCUUCAAGGAUGAAUUUUAUCAAAAAGUGUACUUUGUGAAACCUGUGACGAAUAUUUGCAAACUGGAAAUUACGUGGUGUCUUCCACCAUUGGUUGAGAAAUAUCGGUCUAAGCCACACGAAUAUAUUGCAUAUUUAUUUGGAUACGAAGGACAAGGCAGCUUAUGUGCAUAUCUUCGGAAUAAAUUGUGGGCGUUGGAACUGAUUGCUGGAAUAGACGACACUGGCUUCGAAUUCAACUCCAUUUAUUCGCUCUUUAGUGUAUAUAUUUAUCUAACCGAGGAAGGAUUCCAGCAUUUAGAAGAUGUGCUUUCAGCGACAUUUUCUUACGUCAAGCUCCUGCAAAAAAGUGGAGCGUCCCAGACGCUAUUUGCCGAGCUCCAAGCUAUCGAAGAGACUACCUUUCGUUAUCAAACCGACCAAAGUGCUUUCGACAAUGUUCAGGAUUUAGUUCUGAACAUGAAAUACUACGAUCCCAAACAUGUACUGUCUGGAUCUGAACUAUAUUUUGAAUACGAUAAAAAUGCUAUACAAAAUGUUCUCGAUCAUAUUUCUACAAAUAAUUUUAAUGUAAUGAUCACGUCUACGAUGAAAUAUAAUGGAAUCGAAUAUGAUCAGAAGGAGACAUGGUUUGGUACCGAAUUUACCUCAAUUCAAAUGCCCGUCGCAUGGAAAGACUUAUGGGAUAAUGCCACAAUCAUUCCGGAAUUAACAUUGCCGAACCCGAACGUUUUUAUAGCUAAGGAUUUCACUAUAUCAUGGAAUGAAAGCCUGGGUCCGUUGCCGCCUUAUCCGAGCAAAGUAGUGGAUACUGAUGUUUGCGAAAUGUGGUUUAGGCAGGACGAUAAGUUCUUGUUGCCCAUCAGCUAUAUGUAUUUCUACUUUAUAUCUCCGCUGCCAAUGGAGAGUCCUAAGAAUGCAGUUCUACUAGCGUUGUAUUCAAUGCUCUUGAAAUAUCAACUGGUGGAAGAACUGUAUCCGGCAACAAUAGCGGGCCUGAGCUAUCAAUGCUAUUCGUCGGAGAAGGGUCUAGUUUUGAAGGCGUCAGGAUAUAGUGAAAAAUUGCAUCUCAUAGUUGAAAUUAUAACCAAACGAAUGGCGUCCUUCUUAGAGAACACCACGAAUAAGCAAUUGGAGGUGUUUAUCAAGCAGCAGGAGCGGAACUUCUACAAUUACUUCGUAAAACCCAAGUCCCUAAAUAAAGACAUUCGACUGGGCAUUAUUGAGAAUAAAAGAUGGAGCUCUUUCGAAAAGUACAAUUUGCUUCACGAAGUUACACUGGACGAGGUUCGAGACUUUGCGAAAAAUCUAGUUAACGAAUUGAAAAUCCAAGCAAUCAUUCAAGGCAACUUAACCGAGAAACAUGCUCACGAUGUCAUAAAUUCGGUGCUCCAGAAUAUCAAUUGUAGUAAAAUUAAAGAUUUGAAGUCGAUUGAAAGUCGCACUUCAUGCCUACCAAUCGGUGCUCAUUUUGUUAAAUGUAAAUCGUUCAGUCAGACCGACUCAAAUACGGUCAUUACGAAUUUCUAUCAAAUCGGACCAUGCACGGUACGCAUAGAAUGUAUUCUCGAUCUCCUAAUGAUGUUCGUCGAAGAACCACUUUUUGAUAUUCUCCGAACGAAAGAGCAGCUUGGCUACGAUGUGUCUGCAAGCGUGCGGAAUAACAAUGGCAUUUUAGGCUACUCGAUAACAGUCAAUUCUCAGGAAAAUAAACACUCCGCAGACCAUGUAGAGGAAAGAAUCGAAGCAUUUAGAACUGAAAUGAUGAAUAUCCUACAAAAUACGUCCGACGAGGACUUCCAACAGGUGCUAUCGUCCUUGAUUAAAAUAAAAUUGGUGGCAGAUAACGAAUUGAAAGACGAGGUCUCGCGCAAUUGGGGAGAGAUUACUUGUGAAGAGUACAUUUUCGAUAGACACAAGAGAGAGGUUGAGUGUCUGAAAACAUUCACUAAAGACACAAUUCUUGAGUUUUGUACCAAGAAUGAAGCGGAAAACUUUAGAAAACUUUCAGUACAGGUAAUUGGACGAAAAUCUACCGAGCCGGAAGAAUGUCCUGCACCAACGGAGCAUCGUCGGCGGUUCGCCCUCGAAUAUGAAGACGAUCCCAAGGCUAUCAGUAGUGUAGAAUCAUUUAAGCAUACUUUAACUUUAUAUCCUGUAACAAAAACUACUUUGGACGAAAAUAAAUAGAUAAAAUUUAUGUUAUAUUCA
This is a messenger RNA of Hermetia illucens (black soldier fly), 3313 nucleotides long. Its product is annotated as nardilysin. The transcript is spliced from 11 exons. NCBI's taxonomy places the organism in Eukaryota, Metazoa, Arthropoda, Insecta, Diptera, Stratiomyidae. Gene Ontology annotation, molecular function: metal ion binding; metalloendopeptidase activity. Gene Ontology annotation, biological process: proteolysis. The record is from RefSeq and is a predicted model, not a curated record. Bases 62 to 3292 code for a protein of 1076 amino acids.